Messenger RNA from Funneliformis geosporum, 1455 nucleotides. Lineage: Eukaryota; Fungi; Glomeromycota; Glomeromycetes; Glomerales; Glomeraceae. The record is from the annotation of a GenBank genome assembly.
AUGGCAUCUACAGGAAUAAAAAGUAAUGAAAAUAUUCCUUCGGCUUUGGUAUCAAGAACUGUUCGGGUAGUCUUUAUAUCAUUAUUACUUGAUAUAUUAGCCUUUACUAUCAUUCUACCAUUAUUUCCCAGAUUAUUACAAGUUUAUCGUGACCGGGAACAAGGCGAUGAGAGUACAAUAUUAAGUUUGUUUUUAAGAAAUGUACAAAUGUUUAGGGAAAUGAUAGGAGGAGGAGGAAAAAAUCCUAAAUGGGAUCUGGUAUUAUUAGGUGGAGCAUUAGGAUCAUUAUAUUCUUUUUUACAAUUCGUCGCAUCGCCAUUUAUUGGAACAUGUUCUGACAAAUACGGAAGAAGAACUACAUUAUUAUUUACUAUGAUCGGUAAUAUUUUAUCGACUCUUAUAUGGUUAUUCGCAAAAUCAUUUGGUUGGUUUGUAUUGGCUCGUGUAGUUGGUGGAUUAAGUGAAGGAAAUGUACAAUUGUCAAUAGCGAUUGUGUCAGAUGUUACAACACAUGAAUCUAGGUCAAAAGGAUUGGCUUUAGUUGGAAUCGCAUUUGCGAUAUCAUUUACGAUAGGACCAGCACUCGGAGCAUUUUUCGCAUCAAGAGAUUUAGCAAAAUUAUUUCCACAAUUUGUAGAAUGGGGAUUAAAUCCAUAUUCGACACCGGCACUUGUAGCAUUAAUAUUAUUAAGCAUAGAAACACUUUAUUUAUACAUAUCAUUGCCAGAAACAGCAACCAUAUCUCGUAAAUCGAUUACCCGGGAAGAAACCAUCAAACAACCGUCGUCAGGGUCAUCAUCGCAAAAUUCACUUUCAGUAUCAAAAAGAAGGUCCAAUUUAAAAACAUUAAAUUGGAUACAUUUCCUUUAUUUGUUCUUUUUCUCGGGAAUGGAAUUUACUCUUACAUUUUUAACAUUUGAUCUAUUCGAUUUUACCAAUAUGCAAAAUGGCAAAUUAUUAGGGUAUAUAGGUAUAUUAUCCGCUCUUAUACAAGGAGGCUACGUUAGACGUAAGGCACAUAAGAUCGGAGAAAAACGGUUGGUUGUACAAGGAAUUCUAUCAUGUUCGAUAGGAUUGGCCAUUAUAGCUUCAUUAACUAGAACGAAGGAUGGUAUAACUCUGCUAUACGUUGGCGCCACAUUCUUGGCUUUUACUUCUGCCACUGUGGUAAAUUGUUUAACAUCUAUAGCUUCAAUGCAAUGUGAUGAUAACGACGAGCAACAACAAGAAGGUAAUAAUAGUAAUGAAAGUGUAAUACCAAAAGGACAAGCAUUGGGAUCAUUUAGAUCUUUUGGGCAAUUAGGUAGAGCUUCAGGUCCGUUUGCUGCUUGUGGAUUAUAUUGGAUGGCAGGCUCUGAAAUUUGCUACGCCUCAGGUUCUUUGGCCGUGUUAAUUAUAUUCGUAAUCAUUAUAUUUAAAGUGCCUUACGUCCAAAAGAAACCCAAAGAAGAAUAA